CAGUUCCGAAAAGCAAUCGAAUUCUUUGAGCGGGCUCUUGGUAUCGCAGAAGAGACUGGAAACAAAAAUUCAGAAGGAACAACGCAUGGAGGCCUUGGUGCUGCUUAUCACACUCUCGGGCAGUUCCGAAAAGCAAUCGAAUUCUUUGAGCGGGCUCUUUGUAUCGCAGAAGAGACUCGAAACAAAAAUUUAGAAGGAACAACUUAUGGAGGCCUUGGUGCUGCUUAUCACUCUCUCGGGCAGCUCCGAAAAGCAAUCGAAUUCUUUGAGCGGGCUCUUGGUAUCGCAGAAGAGACUGGAAACAAAAAUUUAGAAGGAACAACGUAUGGAGGCCUUGGUGCUGCUUAUCACUCUCUCGGGCAGUUCCGAAAAGCAAUCGAAUUCUUUGAGCGUGCUCUUGGUAUCGCAGAAGAGACUGGAAACAAAAAUUCAGAAGGAACAGCAUAUUUAAACCUUGGCAAUGCAUAUAACUCUCUCGGGCAGUUCCGAAAAGCAAUCGAAUUCUGUCAGCAGGCUCUUCGCAUCGUGAGGAAGACUGGAAACAAAGAUUUAGAAGGAGAGGUGUGUGUUACCCUUGCUUUUGCUCACUGCUCUCUCAGGCAGUUAGAAAAAGGAAUCGAGUUCUAUGAGCAGGCUCUUGGUAUCGCAAAAGAUACUGGAAGCAAAGAUUUAGAAGCAAAAACAAAUCAGGGCCUUGGUAGUAUUCAUCUUUAUCUCGAUAAUGUCGAAAAGGCAUUCGAAUUCUUAAAGCAGUCUCUUAAAAUCGCAAAGGAGACUGGACAAAAAGUUAGAGAAGGAGUGGCAUAUGCGCACCUUGGUCAUUUCUAUGCCUCGAGGGAUUUUGAAAAAGCAUUCGAGUUCCUUCAGUUUGCUGUUAGUAUCGGAAAAGAGACUGGAAGCAAAAGACUAGAACGUUUAGCGUACAGACUACUUGGGAUAGUUUUUCUGGAAUUCCCCGACGACUUUUCCAGAGCUGAGGAGUAUUUCAAUUGUAGUAUCAAACUGCUAGAAGAAAUGAGGGAUCUUCUGCAAGACAACGACCAAUGGAAAAUCAGUUUUCGAGAUCAAUAUAGCGUUUAUACAGAUUUAUGGUGUCUUCAAUUACGUCAGGGCAAGACCCUCGAGGCCUUUUUUACAGCUGAGCGGGGACGAGCACAAGCUCUCAAGGAUCUCAUGAAAUCAAGAUACAGCGUCGAAUUAACUCAGUUAUCGUCGGAGGAGCAGAUGGAAAGAAUAUCCUGCAUUUCAACCCAUAUUUCAUCCCCUACGAUAUUUAUCGCGGAGGUCCCAGAAGAAUCAGUGAAUUUCUGGUUGCUGUUGAAAGGUCAGCAGUGGCAGUUUGUGCGAAAGAAAACCAAUCAGUCCUUGGUUUAUUUAAUUAAGAAAGCACAUCAACAAAUGAAAGUUGAUAAACCUGUCAGGGGCAAAGAUCGUUCCUUGGAUGGAAUAGAAGAUGAAGAGAUCGGGGAGUCAUCCAGCAGGGGUACAAAUGAGGAAGAAUCAACUCCACCACAAGAGGGUGAUGAUGCAUUGAAAAAAUUGUAUGACGUCAUUAUUGCUCCGUUUUUACACUUGAUAAAUGGCAAUGAACUUGUUAUUGUCCCUGAUGGAGCAUCAUUCUUGAUUCCUUACGCUGCCCUUGUGGACCAGAAUGGCAGGUAUUUAUCUGAAACGCUGAGAAUUCGAUUGGCUCCAUCUGUGACCAGCUUAAUGCUGCUGGCAGAGUGUCCGGAUGACCGCCAUAGUACAUCUGGUGUACUACUCGUCGGUGAUCCAUGGGUGGAAACUGUUUGCUUAGGCCGCAAAAGGUUUGCGCAGCUCCCUUGGGCCGAGAAAGAGGUGAAAAUGCUUGAAGAAAUGCUAAACGUCCAGCCUCUUACAGGAAAGAACGCUUCCAAGGAACGAGUAUUACGCAGACUCGAGUCAGUUUCCUUAGUGCACAUUGCAGCUCAUACUCGUUCAGAAACAGGUGAAAUUCUUUUGUCUCCUAAUCAUGCUAGUCCCGAAAGACCCAAAGAGCAGGACUUUCUUUUGGCAAUGGAAGAUGUGUUGAAGGCAAAGCUGCGUGCUAAGCUUGUUGUCUUAAGCUGCUGUCACACUGGGAAAGGGAAGAUCUGUGCUGAAGGAGUAGUUGGUAUUGCACGUGCUUUUCUGGGGGCCGGUGCCCGUUCUGUUAUUGCGUCACUGUGGGCAAUCGAAGACAAAGCCACUAUUGAAUUAAUGAGAAACCUCUACGAACAUUUGAUUGCAGGGCAUAGCGCAAGUAAGUCUCUCAAUCAGGCCAUGAAAUUGGUGCGGGAGUCUGGUGAAUUCAAUGAAGUGAGGCAAUGGGCGCCGUUCGUGCUGAUUGGUGAUGACGUG
Porites lobata is the source of this 2361-nucleotide messenger RNA. NCBI's taxonomy places the organism in Eukaryota, Metazoa, Cnidaria, Anthozoa, Scleractinia, Poritidae. The record is from the annotation of a GenBank genome assembly.